CAACAACCGGUUCAACUUUGCCUAUUGUGAAUAGUCGCAUAAAACGUCAACUUAUGAUUAUGAUCGACGAUUCGGAUCUAAUGCCUUUGGCACGUGCAUCCUUCAGCCAAUGACAGCUUCAAGAUGUUCGUGAAUCGCACGGGCCCAAACGAUGUCGAUGAUACGUGAAGCGUUCAAACGUCUCGGGAGGAGCGCUUACGUUCAGAAGCUUCGACACGUCCGUCGUCAGGCAUUCAGCGAAAGGUACCUUCUCUUUACAAAUGUUACAAUUUCCCUGACACUUUCGUCGGUGGGUGAUAUACUCGAGCAACAGUACGAACGAUACGCUGGCUACCUGGACAAAUGGGAUCGGAAGCGAACUGUGAAUAUGGCCAUUUCAGGUGUGACGGUUGGUGUGAUUUGCCAUCACUGGUACAAGUUCCUAGACCAACGAAUGCCCGGCCGAACGAUUAAGAUUGUCCUUCAAAAGGUUGUUCUCGAUCAGCUCAUUUGCUCCCCAUUUUAUAUAUCAAUGUUCUUCGUAACGCUCGGAAUAUUGGAAAAUCAAUCAAAGGAUGAAAUCAUAGCGGAAAUCAAGAACAAGGCUUGGAGACUCUAUGCGGCAGAAUGGACCGUAUGGCCACCAGCGCAAAUAAUCAAUUUCUACUUUCUUCCAAAUCGCUAUCGAGUAUUUUACGAUAAUUUAAUAUCCCUAGGAUAUGACGUGUUCACGUCGAAAGUGAAAUAUCAGAAACCCUGAUGCCGAACCAAGUACAAAAGGAGUGAGGCCGUGUGACGAUAAAAAAGCGGCCUGGGGCCGUCAAUGACGCUAAUAGUUUUAAGUAGAAAAUUUUAAUUAACUCUGUCACGAACGAAGAAAUUAAUAUUGUAUUGCUGUCUGCAGUAUUGUACUUGAAAUGUUCUAUUGACGAAAGGAGUGCAGGUCCUUUGACAGAAACAUUGUGAUAGUAGUUUGACGUAGCAUCUUCAGGUAGAACAAAAUGAAUCUGUUUGAAUUAUGGAAGACUAAAAAUUUCAAAUAAUGUUCAGACAUUCACUUAACAAGUGUCCUUAGAAUGUUGUAAUUUUCUCUCAAAAUGAUUAAUUACCACUGGUAUCUGUAUAUAAAGUUUUGGAGCAAGCAAAAA
This is a messenger RNA of Hermetia illucens (black soldier fly), 1127 nucleotides long. RefSeq names its product mpv17-like protein 2. The transcript has 2 exons. NCBI's taxonomy places the organism in Eukaryota, Metazoa, Arthropoda, Insecta, Diptera, Stratiomyidae. Bases 152 to 739 code for a protein of 195 amino acids. Gene Ontology annotation, biological process: mitochondrial ribosome assembly. Gene Ontology annotation, cellular component: cytoplasm; membrane. The record is from RefSeq and is a predicted model, not a curated record.